UUGAUGACUACGACCUGUGUAUAUUUAGUGAGCGCUUAUCUAAAGCCUUCGAGAGUUUAGAUGUAAAACACUGUCACAUUCGAUUGGCCAUAGAGUCACCACACCAACUUGAAGGCGACCUCGCGCCACAUCUUUGAAUUACUUAUCAUCAUCACUGUGUGAACAACUCAAAUGUCUCGUCGUCGCAAUAUUAGACGUCCAAGCCAGCGCCGGGACUCAUUGACUUUACUGCCGAGCGAGGUCAUCCGUCAAACUUUGUCAAAUCUAGAUUGGAGAACUUUAUUAACAUUGAGACUCGUAGGGUUCUGCGAGGCUGUAUCUACCUUAGUACUCACACCUACUAUCAGGUAUGCAAAUUUCUCUGCUCGAUGGUGGACGAAAGUCCUCCUGCCCAGUAUGCCAUUGAGUUGGCCGUGUCUGGCCUGGAAGAUGGUAAGAGACGAAGCCUAGUCUCAGCCGCGUCACGACUCGCGUUGCUCAAGGAGCGCAAUGAACACUGGGAAACAUUACAAUGGGUAGAGUCGCGAGACCUACCUCUACUUCAAGAUGACAUUGAAUGGCAAUUAUACGGGGGUGUACUUGCCCAGUCUAAUCUGUUGGGCACCAUGCGUUUGUAUCAACUCCCUUCACAAUACCGCAACAUUCCAGCCAGUUCAUGGAGGAUACCCUUACUUAGCAACACCGAGGACUUUACAAUGGAUCCUGCCCAAGAUCUUCUGGUGCUUGUUGAGAAGCCCAUCCUGAUUCCAGCCCACAAUAAUACAAAGUCAUAUAUGCAGAUUCGGAUACAUCCACGAUCCCUCAGCACUGGACAUGCGCAUCCAUCUGCAGUCAAAGUCAUUGAUUAUCGCCUGUAUAUGCAAUCUGCUAAACUCGAGAUGGAACUUAGUAUCCAAACGUGUAGCAAGAUCCUCGCCAUUUUAUUCAUAGUCGAGGAUAAUAUAUCAGAGCUCAUGGUAUGGAACUGGCAAACUGGUGAAUUAACACUGAGAUCUUCCAGUCGCGACAUUACUACUUUCGCCUUCCUCACACCUCACCUUCUGUUAGUGGGAACGGUGAUGGACGAGACUGGAGUCACGGAGCCUCGACUUUUCGUUCUGGACAUAUCAAAACCUUCCACCAAAAAGGUUGCCCUCACCAACGAUUGUGUUUGUGUCUUUGGAUUCCCAUCUUUUGACUUUGUUGUCAGUCCUGUGACGAUUUUAAUUCGCUCUGACCCAUCGCCUGGGUGCAAACCUAACUCAGAGGCGCACGUUCCCUUCUCAAUAGCACAUGGACAACGACUUUUCCUUAUCACCACUUGGGUUGAAGAGAAGCAGGAGACCGUCUCGUAUGACCUGUUCGUACCAGAAAACGUAUUAUUAUCUUCUGUCAUGGCCCUUCCUCCACAGACUCGUCGACAUGUUAUCAACUGGAACGAGUGGGGUCCCACAGGUACCCGCUUUCUGAAGUCCCCACCUCACCCUCAUGUCUGGACCGGAAACGUGUUUGGAAGCAAAUUUGUUUCAUUCGUAACAGACACUGCAGGCCGAUCCUCGCAGACCUUACAAAUCUGGGAUUUCAACCAACUUGCGAUCAAGCGAGCCGCAGCAUUGGGCUUUGAGAAGGAAGAUAUGCGUCUUGUAAACGACACAACAGUCAUAAAGGACAAGGUGUUCGCUAGGAGGGUCCGGACGAGCCUUCCUUACACCAUUACCACACGCACACUUCCUCCUCCUCGCUCCCCUGGAGAACCGACAUUUACAAACGCCAUGCUUGAUGAAGACACCAUUGUGCUCGUAGACUGUGACUACCGUCGUCUUCGCGUUCUAACCUUCUGAACGCUCAAGGUCCCCUGUUCUGUCUCAUCCGAGGCUGUCGGCCUCUAGAAGUCGAGAAGGCAGCCUUUGAGAUGGGAUUCCAUUGAGUACAAUACGAACUGGAGCAUCUAAAAGUAGGGAAUUGUCUCAGUGUUGGCCAUACUCCAUGAUAAACACAUUGCG
Molecule: messenger RNA, 1982 nt
Organism: Suillus fuscotomentosus
Lineage: Eukaryota; Fungi; Basidiomycota; Agaricomycetes; Boletales; Suillaceae
Exons: 4
Coding region: 369-1820 (483 amino acids)
Source: RefSeq, a predicted model, not a curated record